UGUCAGUCGCCGCCGAGCCCGGUCGCUGGCCCGGCUCUCCCGGCUAUCUCGCGUAGACCGGGCGCCUGGGGUGGCGGCCGGCGAGUCGGCGCGAUCCUUCCCGGGCGGCCGUGGCCCGCGCCCUGCGGCAUGCCCCGGUGACCGAGCGUGGGGCCAAGCGGGAGGCAACCGUGGCCGAGGAGUGGGAGGAGGAGGCUGUCUUUGUCAUUAUGUGUGCGUCGGUCAAGUACAAUAUCCGGGGUCCUGCCCUCAUCCCAAGAAUGAAGACCAAGCACCGAAUCUACUACAUCACCCUCUUCUCCGUCGUCCUGCUGGGCCUCAUUGCCACCGGCGUGUUUCAGUUCUGGCCCCAUUCCAUCGAGUCCUCCAGUGACUGGAACGUGGAGAAGCGCAGUGUCCGCGACGUGCCCGUGGUCAGGCUGCCAGCCGGUGGCCCCCUCCCCGAGCGCGGCGAUCUCAGCUGCAGGAUGCACACGUGUUUUGAUGUCUACCGCUGUGGCUUCAACCCCAAGAACAAAAUCAAGGUGUAUAUCUACUCUCUGAAGAAGUAUGUGGAUGACUCUGGUGUCCCAGUCAGCAACACCAUCUCCCGGGAGUACAACGAACUGCUCACGGCCAUCUCUGACAGCGACUACUAUACCGAUGACAUCAGUCGGGCCUGCCUGUUUGUCCCGUCCAUCGAUGUGCUUAACCAGAACACGCUCCGCAUUAAGGAGACGGCUCAGGCCCUGGCCCAGCUCUCUAGGUGGGAUCGAGGUACAAACCACUUGCUGUUCAACAUGCUGCCUGGAGGUCCCCCAGAUUACAACACGGCUCUGGAUGUCCCUAGAGACAGGGCUCUCUUGGCUGGUGGUGGCUUUUCUACGUGGACUUACCGGCAAGGCUACGAUGUCAGCAUUCCCGUGUACAGUCCGCUGUCGGCGGAGGUGGACCUUCCCGAGAAAGGACCAGGUCCCCGGCGGUACUUCCUGCUGUCCUCUCAGAUGGCUGUCCACCCUGAGUACAGAGAAGACCUGGAAGCCCUGCAGGCCAAACACGCGGAGUCGGUGCUAGUGCUGGACAAGUGCACCAACCUGUCAGAGGGCGUCCCCUGGGUGCGCAGGCGCUGCCACGAGCACCAGGUCUACGAGUACCCCCAGGUGCUGCAGGAGGCCACGUUCUGUGUGGUUCUUCGUGGCGCUCGGCUGGGCCAGGCGGCACUGAGUGACGUUUUACGCGCCGGCUGUGUCCCAGUCAUCGUUGCAGACUCCUAUAUUUUGCCUUUCUCUGAAGUUCUGGACUGGAAGAGAGCGUCUGUGGUUGUGCCAGAAGAAAAGCUGUCCGACGUGUACGGCAUCUUGCAGGGCAUCCCCCGAAGACAGAUUGAAGAAAUGCAGCGGCAGGCACGGUGGUUCUGGGAAGCGUACUUCCAGUCGAUCAAAGCCAUUGCCCUGGCCACUCUGCAGAUCAUCAACGACCGCAUCUAUCCCUAUGCUGCCCUCUCCUAUGAAGAGUGGAAUGACCCGCCCGCUGUGAAGUGGAGCAGCGUGAGCAACCCACUCUUCCUCCCACUGAUCCCGCCACAGUCGCAAGGUUUCACCGCCAUCGUCCUCACGUAUGACCGAGUGGAGAGCCUCUUCCGGGUCAUCACCGAGGUGUCCAAGGUGCCCAGUCUAUCCAAGCUGCUGGUCGUCUGGAAUAACCAGAAUAAAAACCCCCCAGAAGAUUCUCUCUGGCCCAAGAUCCGGGUCCCGCUGAAAGUCGUGAGGACGGCCGAAAACAAGCUGAGUAACCGCUUCUUCCCCUAUGACGAAAUCGAGACGGAGGCGGUCCUGGCCAUCGACGACGACAUCAUCAUGCUCACGUCAGACGAGCUGCAGUUCGGCUAUGAGGUCUGGCGGGAGUUUCCUGACCGUCUGGUGGGUUACCCGGGUCGUCUGCACCUCUGGGACCACGAGAUGAGUAAGUGGAAGUACGAGUCUGAGUGGACCAAUGAGGUGUCCAUGGUGCUCACUGGGGCAGCUUUUUAUCACAAGUAUUUUAAUUACCUGUAUACCUACAAAAUGCCUGGCGACAUCAAGAACUGGGUGGACGCUCAUAUGAACUGUGAAGACAUUGCCAUGAAUUUCCUGGUGGCUAACGUCACAGGGAAAGCUGUCAUCAAGGUAACUCCACGAAAGAAAUUCAAGUGUCCUGAGUGCACAGCCAUUGACGGGCUUUCACUUGACCAGACGCACAUGGUGGAGAGGUCUGAGUGCAUCAACAAGUUCGCGUCCGUCUUUGGGACCAUGCCUCUUAAGGUGGUGGAACACCGGGCUGACCCUGUCCUGUACAAAGACGACUUUCCGGAGAAACUGAAGAGCUUCCCCAACAUUGGCAGCUUAUGAAACGCGCCUGGCGGAGGUCUGAACGUUGAGCUUGGACGGGGAGAACACAGACGCCCCGGCACUCUGCUACCAGAGUGUGGGGGAUCUCUGACCGACAUGCUGGGCCGGCACACCCAGUCUGCUUCCUCAAGAACCGGAACCUGAAGAGAGUGUUGAAGCACCUUGAAUGGUGCGUGCCCGGUUCUAGUGUUUCCUGUGAUCUCUGAUGGGUUCUUGUUGAAAAUGCCAAAUGGAAGCCUUUGUGGCACGCUCUGGGCUUAAAUCCAGCUCAGGCUCCCCUCGUUUUCAGUUCCAAUAAGACAAUC
Messenger RNA from Lontra canadensis (Northern American river otter), 2671 nucleotides. It is a transcript of the gene EXT2, whose product is annotated as exostosin glycosyltransferase 2. NCBI's taxonomy places the organism in Eukaryota, Metazoa, Chordata, Mammalia, Carnivora, Mustelidae. The record is from RefSeq and is a predicted model, not a curated record. Gene Ontology annotation, molecular function: glycosyltransferase activity. Bases 210 to 2366 code for a protein of 718 amino acids. Gene Ontology annotation, cellular component: membrane. The transcript has 14 exons.